GGGGGCCUACUUUCCCCCGGGUUGGCAUCAUGUCGGCGGCGCAGGUGUCCUCGUCCCGGAGACAAUCUUGCUACCUGUGCGACCUGCCCCGAAUGCCCUGGGCCAUGAUCUGGGACUUCUCGGAACCCGUAUGCCGCGGUUGCGUAAACUACGAGGGCGCCGAUCGCAUCGAGUUCGUGAUCGAGACCGCGCGUCAGCUGAAGCGGGCGCAUGGAUGCUUCCAGGACGGCCGCUCCCCGGGGCCGCCGCCGCCCGUUGGGGUCAAGACAGUGGCCCUGUCAGCUAAGGAGGCGGCGGCGGCGGCAGCGGCCGCAGCCGCGGCUGCCGCGCAGCAGCAGCAGCAACAGCAGCAGCAGCCACAGGCACAGCAACAGCAGCUCAACCACGUUGAUGGUUCCAGCAAGCCUGCGGUGCUGGCGGCCCCGUCCGGCCUGGAGCGCUACGGCCUGAGUGCCGCUGCCGCUGCUGCCGCUGCCGCCGCCGUGGAACAGCGCAGCCGCUUCGAGUACCCGCCGCCACCGGUGAGCCUGGGAAGCAGCAGCCACGCCGCCCGGCUGCCCAACGGCCUGGGGGGCCCCAACGGCUUCCCCAAGCCGGCACCAGAGGAGGGUCCCCCGGAGCUGAAUCGCCAGAGCCCCAACUCAUCUUCAGCGGCAUCAGCGUCAGUGGCGUCUCGGCGCGGGACGCACGGUGGGCUAGUGACGGGGUUGCCUAACCCGGGGGGUGGAGGAGGCCCCCAGCUUACUGUGCCCCCCAACCUGCUGCCGCAGACGCUGCUUAACGGUCCCGCCAGCGCCGCCGUGCUGCCCCCACCGCCACCGCAUGGCCUCGGCAGCCGUGGGCCCCCAACGCCCGCGCCCCCAGGGGCUCCUGGGGGCCCCGCUUGUCUCGGGGGCACACCGGGCGUAUCUGCGGCAUCUUCCUCCGCGUCGUCGUCUUCGACCUCGUCGUCAGUUGCUGAGGUGGGCGUGGGUGCUGGUGGCAAAAGGCCUGGCUCCGUGUCAAGCACGGACCAGGAACGCGAAUUGAAGGAGAAGCAGCGUAACGCCGAGGCCUUGGCGGAGCUGAGCGAAAGCCUGCGCAACCGCGCGGAGGAGUGGGCCAACAAGCCCAAGAUGGUCCGCGACACUCUGCUCACCCUAGCUGGCUGCACGCCCUACGAGGUGCGCUUCAAGAAGGACCACUCGCUGUUGGGCCGAGUCUUCGCCUUUGACGCUGUCUCCAAGCCUGGCAUGGACUACGAGUUGAAGUUGUUCAUUGAGUACCCCACGGGCUCAGGCAACGUGUACUCCAGCGCAUCUGGGGUGGCUAAGCAGAUGUACCAGGACUGUAUGAAGGACUUCGGCCGGGGUCUAUCCUCGGGCUUUAAGUAUCUGGAGUACGAGAAGAAACACGGCUCCGGGGACUGGCGCCUACUUGGAGACCUGCUCCCCGAGGCCGUGCGCUUCUUUAAGGAGGGCGUGCCCGGAGCCGACAUGCUGCCCCAGCCCUACCUGGAUGCCAGCUGCCCCAUGCUGCCCACGGCGCUGGUGAGUCUAAGCCGCGCCCCCAGUGCACCCCCCGGGACCGCGGCCCUGCCGCCUGCCGCCCCCUCUGGCCGGGGCGCAGCCGCCAGCCUGCGCAAGAGGAAGGCAUCUCCUGAGCCUCCAGACUCCGCCGAGGGCACUCUGAAGUUGGGCGAGGAGCAGCAGAGGCAGCAGUGGAUAGCGAACCAGAGCGAGGCACUAAAGCUCACCAUGUCGGCCGGGGGUUUUGCAGCGCCAGGCCAUGCGGCUGGGGGUCCGCCCCCGCCACCUCCACCCCUGGGACCCCAUUCCAACCGGACCACCCCGCCGGAGUCAGCCCCUCAGAACGGUCCGUCCCCCAUGGCCGCCCUCAUGUCGGUGGCAGACACUCUGGGCACGGCGCACUCGCCCAAGGAUGGCAGUUCCGUUCACUCGACCACUGCGUCCGCGCGGCGCAACAGCAGCAGCCCAGUGUCGCCGGCCUCUGUGCCCGGGCAGCGCCGCUUGGCCUCGCGGAACGGGGACCUAAAUUUGCAGGUGGCGCCCCCACCACCUAGCACCCACCCGGGCAUGGACCAAGUGCACCCCCAAAACAUUCCGGAUUCCCCAAUGGCCAACAGCGGGCCCCUCUGCUGUACCAUUUGCCACGAACGUUUGGAGGACACACAUUUCGUUCAGUGCCCAUCCGUCCCCAGCCACAAAUUCUGCUUCCCUUGCUCAAGAGAGAGUAUCAAGGCUCAGGGGGCCACCGGCGAGGUGUACUGCCCCAGCGGAGAGAAAUGCCCCCUGGUUGGGUCGAAUGUACCUUGGGCCUUCAUGCAGGGUGAAAUCGCGACGAUCUUAGCUGGGGAUGUUAAAGUGAAAAAGGAGAGAGACCCUUGAACCACAAGACAGCCAUCUCCUUUCAUCCAGACCAGCUCCUCUCCGAUCCAGAGGGCCCCUCCCCCAUUUACAUCGACCCCCCUUCCCUCACCCCCAAGAUGUAGAAUUGUGAAUAUAACAAAACUGCAAAAAGUUAGUCUUAUGUAUAGACAUUAUUUUCGUCGUAUGUUUCUAUAUUUUGAAACUAAGGUAUGUAACUUCUUCAUUUGAAGGAUAAGCUGGUUUGUGUUAAGCAGUACAAUAUUGGUUGGGUCAUUUGCAUCAUAUUUGUUAGCAUUUAUUUGGUGGCAGAGUGUUUGCCUAGGUACAGAAUUAAUAGCCCUUGGCAACACUGCUGCUGGUGUGUAUUUUUGUAAAUGUUAUGCACUCUCUGAAAGGAAAGAAACACACAAAAGAAAAUGACUCUUUUUUUUUUUGCCAAGGCCAGUGUUGCUGCCUAAAAAAAUGAUGCUAUAAAAUGGUGACAAGCUUCUUUCUAAACAGCCCCAAGUGUUGAAGUCUUCACUUUGUUUUGUUUUGUUUUUCUGUUCUGUUUGCAAAAUGGUAAAGGGGAUGUUGGGGGUGGGGCGGGGUGUUUUUCGUUGCAAGUUUGUGAGGGAAGAUGUUUGGGUUUGUUUCCACGGACCUGAAUGUGGCGGACCUUCACGUGUUGUUUGGUUUUUGCUUUAUUGAUGCACGGAUGCUUUUGAACAGUAGAGCGAAACGCUAGACAUGGAGAACCUGCUCUGUUUGUCCUUUAUACAUUUCUGUAGUUAACAGAACACUGUAAUGUGCCUUGGAGCUUAGUAACUUGUAAUAAAUUCAAUUGAUAUUAAUUCUG
Messenger RNA from Phyllostomus discolor (pale spear-nosed bat), 3207 nucleotides. RefSeq names its product interferon regulatory factor 2 binding protein like (gene IRF2BPL). Gene Ontology annotation, molecular function: transcription corepressor activity. Gene Ontology annotation, cellular component: nucleus. Gene Ontology annotation, biological process: regulation of transcription by RNA polymerase II. The transcript has a single exon. Bases 30 to 2387 code for a protein of 785 amino acids. Lineage: Eukaryota; Metazoa; Chordata; Mammalia; Chiroptera; Phyllostomidae. The record is from RefSeq and is a predicted model, not a curated record.